This is a messenger RNA of Talaromyces stipitatus ATCC 10500, 1365 nucleotides long. RefSeq names its product anaphase promoting complex subunit Apc11, putative. The transcript is spliced from 4 exons. Bases 1 to 1365 code for a protein of 454 amino acids. Gene Ontology annotation, cellular component: anaphase-promoting complex; nucleus. Gene Ontology annotation, biological process: protein ubiquitination; positive regulation of mitotic metaphase/anaphase transition; anaphase-promoting complex-dependent catabolic process. The record is from RefSeq and is a predicted model, not a curated record. Lineage: Eukaryota; Fungi; Ascomycota; Eurotiomycetes; Eurotiales; Trichocomaceae. Gene Ontology annotation, molecular function: zinc ion binding; ubiquitin protein ligase activity; cullin family protein binding.
AUGAAGGUCACGAUCAAGGAAUGGAACGCGGUGGCAACCUGGCGCUGGGACAUGCCCGAGGACGAGGUCUGCGGCAUAUGUCGCGUCCAGUUCGACGGAACUUGCCCGACAUGCAAAUUUCCCGGAGACGACUGUUCACUGUUAAUCGGAAAGUGUGGCCAUUCUUUCCACAUGCACUGUCUUAUUACAUGGAUUCAGCAAGAAUCUUCAAAGGGACUGUGCCCCAUGUGCCGACAAACUUACUUAUACUUCCUACUGGAGAUGUCGUCUUUGCCCAAACAACACAAUAUCACACAAUCGUCCUCAUCCGCUAGGCAGUCUCCCUUCCGCGCGACAAAUACUACUGGCGCCAUCCCGCCCACCACAACAUCGAGGCCGCGGCCUAUCGGGCAUUUGCCCGAAAAUAAACAAAAAGAUGCCUCUUACAAUCAGCUAGGAGAUAAUAUUUCCCAGUCCGAACAUGAAGGCAAAACCGCACCCGAAGUCCCAUUCAAAGGGCCAAAAGAGAACCGACCAAAACCGGCGCCAAACUUCAAACCCUUCUUUACACUAAUCGAAGACGCCAACUCUUCCGAUUACCACCAUCCAACUGUGCAUUACAUCUUCUCCGACGAUGACGCAGAAUUGAUGACGGAGGCUUCGCUGAGAGUCCUUGAAACAGGGAGCCAUGCAACAUCCCCUCUUCCGCUACAUACAAAUGAUAAUGAAGAUGCAUUAGGAUCUGGAGCAAACCAGCAGCACUCGUCGGAUAUUGACAGACCCUCGCUUUUACCCCCACCAAUACCAGGGGUGAAGGAAAGAUUCAUCGUCCUAGAUGUUGAGCAAUCCUCAAACACCGCAAUCGGAAACCCGUCAUCAGCCCCUGACGCUCUCGUGGGCACAUCGGCCGGUACAGGAACAACCGUUGUAUCAAGUUCGUCGGCCCCAAAGCAGACAGAAACCACAUCAAACCCAUUCGGCUAUCGUAUCGUCUCUGCGCAUAGUCUUACGCCUGAUUGGCAGGUUCUCGACGCAUCACUCAGUCCCGCACCGACAUUCGACACACCGCAACAAACCACCAGCGAUCAAGCUGGUGUCAGUAACACGCUCAUGCUUCGAAUCCAAGGUACAAGUGGAUACUCGCGCGACAUACCAGUCGGAAAGGACAGGCAAGAACAAACAUUGGAAGAAAUGAUGGAGCAGUUUGACAAGCGCAUGUCGGAAUUGAGAAGGGUGAUUGAAACGAGUGGUGAUUAUUCUCCGCUGGUGGUGACGACGACUGCUCAGCAGGGAUAUGAGGAAAAGGGAGCUGAUGAACAGGGAAAAGAGACUCGUGAAGAAACUGGUGAAGGAGCUGCUACAAAUGAAUCAAGACAGGGCCUGUAG